This is a messenger RNA of Trichobilharzia regenti, 1679 nucleotides long. Lineage: Eukaryota; Metazoa; Platyhelminthes; Trematoda; Strigeidida; Schistosomatidae. The record is from the annotation of a GenBank genome assembly.
AGGUUUAGGCUAUCACAGAGAACCACAAAGUCGAGCUGCAUUUAUGGAAGUUUUAACAAAAAUUUUACAACAAGGCACAGAAUUUGAAACUCUUGCUGAAACUGCUCUAGCUGAAAGAUAUGAGCGUUUAGUUGGUUUAGUCACUAUGGUUGGUGAAAACGGUGAACUGCCGAUAGCUAUGGCACUUACUCAAGUUGUCUCAUGUAAUAAUAUGGAUGAAUUGGCUCGAGUACUCGUCACAUUGUUUGAUGCUAAACAAUUACUUUAUCAGUUAUUUUUCAAUGUAUUUUCUAAAGAGCUUGAAUCAACUGAUAGUAUGCAGACACUGUUACGCGGGAAUACAAUGACAAGUAAAAUUAUGAAUUAUUGUUUCAAACAAUUCGGUCGAGACUAUUUACAAUCAGUGCUGGGUCCUGUACUUAUGGAGUUGGUUAGACGAGAUGCUGGAAAUUCAAGUGGUGGUUAUAUGCCGCCUGCUCCACUGUCACCAAUGUCAGUAACGACAACAACAACAACAACAACAACAACAGCAACUACAGCAGCAGCAACAACAACGACAACGGCGCACAAUAUUACUAACAACACUGUUAGUAGUACUAAUGUGUCAAGUUAUAACUGUAAACAACAAGAAGCGAAGAAGUUGAUAAACGAUAAUAAUGACUUAUUGGAUGAUAUAACAAAAUAUCCUCAUACAACACUGAAUUUAUCCUAUGAAGUAGAUCCUAGACGUUUACAACCGAAUGAAAAUUUAGAAGAUAACCAAAAUAACUUGAUCUUUGCAACUGAAUUACUCUAUAAUAAACUUAUUAAAUCUGUAGAUAGCUUUCCAUCAAGGCUGCGUUGUAUGUGCCGAUGUUUAUACAAACUUCUUGGUCAUUUAGCCUAUGGGAAUCAAUCAAAUGAACAAGCGUUGAAUGUCCUGUCAACGAUUGUAUUUUUACGCUUUAUCAAUCCAGCUGUUGUAUCACCGUAUGAAAGUGGUUUACUCGACUUUGAACCACCGAGUCGGGUAAAACGUGGUCUUAUUCUUAUUGGAAAAAUGAUGCAAAAUAUUGCAAAUCAAUUAUUGUUUACUAAAGAACCACAUAUGCGUGUAUUCGACUCAUUUUUACAAAAGCAUUUCGAGUCGUGUAUGCAGUUUUUCAAGGCAAUUGUUGAAGAGUCAACAAAAACUGACAAAUCAAUAAAUCCGUCUACAUUCAACGGCCUAUUAGAUCCUCUAAUAAAUAACACUGGUCAGUUAGUUGUCUCAUCUUCGUGGUUAUCCGGCGCAUAUCCAAAUUCUGUUGCUGCAAAUCCCUUGGAAGCUAUUGUACCGCUGACGACAAGUGAUAAUAUGUCCUCAAUAUCAGGUGGUUGUACGAAUACAGGUGGGGGAGGCGGUGGUGGUGGAGGUGGCGGUGGCGGCGGAGGAAGUUGUAUGAUGUCUUUCAUCUCUGACGACCUCAUGUACGCUUUGCAUCGUUUGCUGUUCACCAAUCAAAGUAAAAUUGGAGACUAUCUGGCUAGUAAUCGUGAUUGGAAAGCCGUUGGUCGACAGCCUUUUGAUAAAAUGGUGACAUUAUUGGCACAUCUUGGUCCACCUGGACAUAAAUCUGUUGACUGCAUGUAAGUUUUCCCUUUAUAUAAAGUAGAAAUCAGUUAAUCAGUCACUUGAAUCCCUAAUAUAUUGCAUAAGA